UCGAUGGUGGCCGAGAUAACGAGCGUCGCCGUGCCGCUGCGGCUUGUGAUCAAGUUGCGCACGUACGAUCUCUCGUGGAAUGCGUCCUUGCCCGCCGAGUCGCUCCUCGACAUGGCACGCGACCUCACCGAGCAGCAGAUGACGCUCGAUGGGCUCUUCAAUGCGACCCAAGGCCGCGAGGUCGACUUGACGGCGCCGCUGGGACAGUCGGUGGCGCCCAACGACGUCGUCGAGGCCAAGAGCUUCCUCGACAUGCCAGACGAUUCCAGCUUUGCGCCAUGGCGAUCGUCGGGAAGCGCGAGAACCGACGCGUCGCCAAAGAAAUGCGUCAGCGCGCCAAGGACACGGACCAGCUCCUGUCGCUGA
Molecule: messenger RNA, 366 nt
Organism: Saprolegnia diclina VS20
Lineage: Eukaryota; Oomycota; Saprolegniomycetes; Saprolegniales; Saprolegniaceae
Exons: 4
Coding region: 4-366 (120 amino acids)
Source: RefSeq, a predicted model, not a curated record